AUGAAGUGGAUUGUGCCUUUUCUGGUAGUCUUUGUGCCCCUGGCAGCGGCAGCGGAUGCAACCAAAGAGUUGUUGACCAGUCUGCCUGCCUGUGCAGCUCCUUGUUAUGAAGAUGCCAUCAAAAAGUCGGACUGCAACUCGACCGACGUGAAAUGUGUGUGCUCAACUCAAGUCAUUAUCCAAACAGCAGAGGCAUGCGCCGCCCAAGCAUGUCACGUCAGAGAUAGUCUGACAACGCUCAACAUGACAUACACCUACUGCGAAGUCCCCGUACGAAAUAAAACCCCCAUCUUCAUCAACGUCACAAUCGUCCUCGGCGUGAUAUCUGGCGUCGCAACCGCCCUGCGUCUCUGGUCCAAGUUCUUCUACACCAAGACCGAACUCGGCCUUGACGACCUCUUCAUCGUACUCACGCUCUUCAUCGGCAUGCCCUCCACCGCCAUGAACAUCCACGGAACCGCCGGGCACGGAGAAGGCCGCGAUAUCUGGACGCUGGAGUUUGAUGACAUCACAAAGUUUGGGUUUUACUUUUGGCUGCUCGAGAUAUUCUACUUUGCACAGGUUUCGCUGCUCAAGACGUCGUUGUUGUUCUUUUACCUGAGGAUCUUCCCGGGGAAUGCGCAAAAGCUGCUCUGGGGGACUAUUAUUUUCAAUAGUGUUUUUGGUGUCUUGUUUAUGUUUUUGGCGGCGUUUCAGUGUACGCCUGUGAGCUAUUUCUGGUUGAACUGGGAUGGAGAACACAAGGGAACAUGCAUGAACUCAACUGCCAUCGGCUGGGCCAAUGCAUCUAUCAGUGUUGCUGUGGAUGUAUGGAUGCUUGCAGUUCCAUUGUGGUAUCUCCGAAAGCUCAAACUGCAUUGGAAAAAGAAGAUUGGUGUCGCUGCCAUGUUCAUCGUGGGAACCUUCGUCACCGUCGUGAGCAUCAUUCGUCUCCAAUUCCUCGUCGAUCUCGGCUCAUCUCACAACCCAACAUACGACCAAACCGACAUCUCCAUCUGGUCAACCGUUGAAAUCAACGUCGGUAUCAUCUGCGCAUCCAUGCCGGCUCUACGAGUCAUUCUCGUCCGUCUGUUUCCCUCUCUCGGAGGCUCAUCCUACGAUUCGAGCAAAUACAACAACUACGGGGAACAUUAUGGACGGAAAUCACAUAUCAUGAGUCGAAGUCGUGCUCGGGUGGAGUUACCUUCUCAUACAGGUGAUUCCAUACAUACGCCUGAGCAUGGAGGUAUUGAGUUGCAGAGGACGUUUCAUGUGCAGUAUAGUGAAAAUGAUGAGCAGAGUCUUGUUAAUGGGGAGAGUAAGUUUAACAAGACGCAGGUUACGACUCAGAUGAGGUCUGAAAGUCCAAGCGAUAGGUCAUUGUAG
Messenger RNA from Fusarium proliferatum ET1, 1365 nucleotides. RefSeq lists its product as uncharacterized. Lineage: Eukaryota; Fungi; Ascomycota; Sordariomycetes; Hypocreales; Nectriaceae. The record is from RefSeq and is a predicted model, not a curated record. Bases 1 to 1365 code for a protein of 454 amino acids. The transcript has 5 exons.